Drosophila obscura is the source of this 1805-nucleotide messenger RNA. It is a transcript of the gene Rad1, whose product is annotated as cell cycle checkpoint protein RAD1. Gene Ontology annotation, molecular function: 3'-5' exonuclease activity. NCBI's taxonomy places the organism in Eukaryota, Metazoa, Arthropoda, Insecta, Diptera, Drosophilidae. Gene Ontology annotation, biological process: DNA damage checkpoint signaling; DNA repair. The record is from RefSeq and is a predicted model, not a curated record. The coding region runs from base 1 to 831 and encodes 276 amino acids. Gene Ontology annotation, cellular component: checkpoint clamp complex; nucleus. The transcript is spliced from 2 exons.
AUGGAUAAUUUGGAUAAUACAUCGUCGUACGGUGACUACAAAUUUGUGGGUCGCGUGGAUCACGUGAAGACCUUCAACGCCGCCAUCAAGUCGAUUUGCUUCAAUGAUUAUGGCAUGCUUCAAGUCUCCGACGAAGGACUGCGUAUCACGGUGGAGCAGGGCAGGUCGAUCCAAGCCACUCUCUUUAUGCCCCCAGGCGCCUUCAAGGAGUUCUACGUGCAGGACUUUCAAAGCUUUGGCUUGAAAAUGAACGUCCUCUCGGAAUGUCUAAACGUAUUUGGUUCGGCCGAUUGCAGCGUCCGAAUGAUGUACAAGGACCAGGGCGAGUCCCUGCAAAUUAUUCUGUACCCGUACGACGAUGAAGAUGUGAGCACAGAGUGCGCCAUCAAGACAAUGGACUGCGAGGAGCCCAUCAACUAUGACAUGAACCUGAAGGGCCCAGAUCUGAACGUUAUUUUCAUUCGUGGUCCAAACUUGUACAAGAUCUUCCAUGAACUGGAUAAGUCAGCGGAUGAAUUCGAGUUCAUCACUUCGCCCAAUAGUCCGCACUUCAAAAUUACCACCAUUGGCAUCAUGCAGGCGGUGAUGAGCGUGGAGGUGGCCAAAACCAGCACCAUGAUGAUGAUGUUCAACUGCCGCCAGACUGUGGUGGCCAGAUAUAAAAGCCAGCAAAUACGGCUCGCGAAUAAGGCCAUGCAGGCGGCCACCAAGGUGGCCAUCAAAACCAAUUCCAUCGGCCUCCUGGAGCUGCAUCUCGUGAUGCAAGGAGAGGGUCAGGAAGAAAUCUUUGUACAGUUUUAUAUCAUUCCCUUGCUAAAUAGUGUCGACUAGAAUCGCAGGCAUAAGCAGCAUAUGCCAAAAUCAACAAGAGUUCCAUACUGCUACUGAUUUACAAUCCUCUUGGGUUUCCUAUAGCAACUUUAAGCAGCAGUUUACCCUGUCAGAGGUGAAAAAGUCACUCAGGAAAACAUUUCAUUUCUAAUCUAGCUACUUUUCGUAUUAUUCAUAAUUGAUCGAUACAUCUACUUUAUGAUAAGAUUUCCGACUUUAACCACAUUCGGUCCUCAAAUUAACAACUGCGUUUUGCAAUCUAGUUCCUUAGAGAUAAUUUGACCUUAAACUUAGCCAAAAAGGAUUAUAAUUGGAUGACUUUAUCACAUUGUUGGUAUAAGAGUAGCGCUGGGACUGAUCGUGGUGCACCUGAUGCUGCGUCCCAUCUACGUGUAUCUCACCUGGUACUGGCGCAAGAGGGGCUUAGUCACGGCCCGUCUGCUCACUCUAUUGGGCACCUAUCCGGGACUGCUGACGAGGCAGAGCAAUUUGGUGGAGGAUGUGCAGAAGGUUUACGAGUGAGUUGUUGACCAACUAUUUGACGGUUCAGGUUACGGAGCACAACAAUCUCCUUGAGACCAGAGAUGUGAGUAGAGCUAAAAUACACGAACCCCAUAUACGUAGGAUCCCGUUCGGUGUCUCUACUUUCUCAGCCCCAGGAGGAUCCAAAUAAGGCGCAGCAGAUGGCAGAGUAUAUAAGUUUUUUUAAGGUUUAAAGUGAAAAGUGCUUACUGGAAAUGAAAUGUUUUCUUUGUAGUAUUUAGUUGUGAUUUUGUACUAUAGAAAUAAAGAGCACCCCCGCCACAGGCAGACCGAACUAAAAAACCCAAAAGGAGAAAAGGGAAACGAGACAACGUCGCUUCAUUGCGACUCAUAAGUAAACAUAUUCAACAAAAUAGGUGCGCAUAUUAAAAAUAUAUAUUUCGAGUUACAAGAGUCGAAUAGCUUCUUGUACUGGAAUUUAUUUUCUUGUA